AUGAAUUUUCUGAUGCUGCGAUCCAAUAAUCAAACUGGUUCUCAAGAGCAGCAGCACCCUGUUCAAGAUUCUCAUGUAGAACAAAUGUUGAAACGCACGAAUACUCUGGGGGGCCUUAUUGCAGAAGAUCCAUUUCAGGACAGUAGAACUUCUGAAACUCGCGAUGCAGAAAGUGACGAAUACGAGGACGAUAAUGGCAGCUUUCCAGGUUCAAGUGGAAAGAGUAACAUUCAAAUUCAUAGCCAUGUAGACGUUGCAGAAGACGAAGGAUGGAUAAUUAUUCCAUAUAAGGAAAUUCCUAAUAAGUGGAUUGAGUCACCGGAUAUACUUUCAUUUUGCUCUCUGGACCGCGGCUUUGUUUUUCCUGGUGAGCAAGUCCGUGUACUUGCUUGUUUGUCCACAGAUAAACAUGAUACUGAAAUUAUUACACCAUUUAAAGUUGCUGCGGUCAUGAAUAGAAGUGGUGUUGGUCAAAACACCAAAAAACAAAACGAGGAGCCUGAAAAUGAAACAAAUCCUGUUUCUCAAAUAGUGGAUAUGGGUGCUGACGAGAAUGUUAAUCAGAAUGGUGAAAAUAUGAUCAGAGAUGAUAAGCAGAAUGGUGAAAAUGUGAUCAUAGGGAAGAUGGAUUCACAAAAGAAUGUUUCGGUUGGUGAAUCUCUCCUUAGAAUGGAAGAUAACAAAAGAAAGACUGAAUCAUUGUUACAAAGGUUUAAUAACUCUCAUUUUUUCGCUCGGAUUGUGGAAUCUAAUGAACCACUAUGGUCAAAGAGACGAACUUCAGAAGACUCUGUCAAAUCUUUUGAAAUGUUUGAAAAAAAUCUGACAGAACAAUCUUCAGAAACUGUAAAUAUUUUGAAAAAGAAGAACCAUCUUAAUGCUGCUGCGAUUGAUAGAGGAGAAUUUGAUGCCCGAACAUCUGGAGGAUUGGCAAGGAAUGCUGUAAAGUGUUGCUCUCUUUCAAAUGGAGACCUAGUGGUGCUUUUACAGGUAAAUGUUGGUGUUGAGUCUGUGCAAGAUCCUGUCCUGGAAAUUCUUCAGCUUGAAAAAUGUCAGGAAAGAAAUUUAACCCUUGAUGACCAGAAAAAUCUUAACCUUCUAGAUCAGGAUCCUUACGGAGAGUUGUUAGAGUGGCUGCUUCCUUUGGAUAAUUCUAUUCCUCCUCCAGCACGCCCUUCAUUACCUCCUAAAUUGAGUUCCAGUUCCAGUAUUCGGAGCACAUCAACGAAACCGACUGUAACCGGGUCAUCCGGUUCUCAAAUUUUCUCUUUCGGUCACUUCAGAAGUUAUUCAAUGUCCUCACUUCCACCAAACACAACACCACCUCCAGCCGCUACAACUCCAAGUGCUAAACCAAGCUUUGACCCUGAAGAUUGGAACCAAUUUUCAUUUCGAAAUUUAGUGAAAAGUAGGAAAACUGGAAAUGACAGGCUCUUAUCUUUUCGGGGCGUGCCAUUGGAAUCAGAAAGAUUCUCCAUCCAAUGUGGUUUGGAAGGAAUAUUUACACCUGGAAGAAGAUGGAGAAGGAAAAUUGAGAUAAUUGAACCUGUAGAAAUUUGUUCUUUCUCUGCUGAUUACAACACAGAUGACCUUCUAUGUGUCCAGAUAAAGAAUGUUUCCCCUGAACAUGCACCGGAUAUUGUGGUUUUUAUAGAUGCGAUUGCAAUAAUUCUUGAAGAGGCUUUAAAGGAUGGAACACCAUUAUCAUUACCAAUUGCAUGCAUUGAAGCUGGGGAUGAACACUGUUUGCCGAAUUUAGCCCUCAGGAGAGGAGAAGAACAUUCUUUUAUUCUCAAACCAGCAACAUCAUUCUGGAAGCAUCCCAAGGGUCUCAGUAAUAAAAAUUUACUACCAUCGUAUUCAUCAGCUGAAAAUGGGGCAUCAAGUUUGCUUUAUUCCUCCUGCAUUGAAGGGAAAGAAAGUGGAUCCCCUCCUGAUCACUAUGCAGUUCUUGUAUCAUGUCGAUGCAAUUAUACUGAAUCAAAAUUGUUUUUCAAGCAGCCAACAAGCUGGCGCCCUCGUUUUUCAAGAGAUCUUAUGAUUUCUGUCACAUCUGAAAUGUCUAGACAAGCUUUUGGGUCGGACAUAACUCAGCUUCCAGUUCAGGUCUUGACUCUUCAAGCAUCAAAUAUGACAUCCGAAGAUCUAACAUUUACAGUUCUUGCCCCAUCAUCAUAUCCUUCUCCUCCUCCUGCAGUCUCUUUGAGCAAUUCACCAUCAUCACCCUUGAGUUCAUUUGUUGUUCCUUCAAACUUAGCAGAGAGAGUGAGUAAUGAUGAGCAAGAGGCUUCUGAACAGAGGCUAAUCUCAGUAUCAAAUAAUCACGGACAGGAAGUGAAAGGUAGUUUUCCAUCAGCUUCUUUUAGUGAGCAACCUGUCCCUAUAGCUGAUGUCCUUCCGACUGCUGAUCUUGGUUGUACGCAUUUAUGGUUGCAGAGUAGAGUUCCUCUUGGAUGUGUUCCAUCUCAAUCUACAGCAGCUAUCAAGCUUGAAGUACUCCCAUUGACGGAUGGCAUAAUUUCUCUUGAUUCUUUACAGAUUUAUGUAAAGGAGAGAGGUCUUACUUAUAUACCAGAGCAUUUGCUGAAGAUAAAUGCAACUUCGAGUAUCACCACUGGGUCAGUAAGAGAACUUAGGUCUACUCUACAGGUCGAGCACAUGGUUCUCAUUUUUCGUUUGUUGGCUGCACUCAUAUUUGAGUCUUUUGUUGGGAUUCCAAUAUCCUUUCCAAGAACGGACGUUUCUGGGGUGGUGGCGUCAGAGCCAAGGGGUAAAGUUUCAUUCUUUGAAUGUCAGCAUGUGAUCUGCAAUCUCUGA
Fraxinus pennsylvanica is the source of this 2817-nucleotide messenger RNA. Lineage: Eukaryota; Viridiplantae; Streptophyta; Magnoliopsida; Lamiales; Oleaceae. The record is from the annotation of a GenBank genome assembly.